UUUCUUGGCCAACAAAUGCUGUUUAAUGAACAAUCAAUUUUGUAUCAGUUCUCUCUCUCUCUCUCUGGUUCUGUGUGAAGAAGUUUUAAUUUAAGAGAGCGAAGCCCACACGCUUUCAUCAAACCAAACAUAACAAAACUAAAUAAGAAGGGUACUUGGCCUUGCAUUGCGUCCUUCCAUUAACCCACCCUUUAAGAUUUCAACAUCUUAUUCUGCUGUCUCUGCAACUUUAGAAACCAUCACUGCCUCAACUUUUCAGAUGCCAUUCUCCACUCCCUUCACGUUACAUAAAUAGACACACCUUUUUCUUCUUCACCCUCACACUCAUCACCAUUUUCUUCUCCUCUCUCAUCCGCAACCUGCAUCAUGCAAAUGGCUGUGACGGCCAAGGCUAGAUCCGCUUUGGUGAUGAGUGCAAGGCUUGUGAAUGAGGCAGUGAGUUUCGUCGCGUUCUGCGUCCUCGACCUCGUCGAUUUUCUCUUGUGCUUUGUUUUCAAAGCUGUGGACUUGUGGAUUGAAGCAGAUUUCAGACCCUGCUAUUGCUCUUCCACAAAGGAAGCAAUCACCAGCAGCGGAAAGAUCUUGGUUUCCGAGCAAGGUGGGGAAUCCAAGAUCGUGUCCCUCACCUCUUCCAAGCUUCGGUUGGAGGAUAUCUCUGACACGCUUUACUCUCGACCCUCGUUGGUCUCCGAGGUUUCAAAACUAACCCUCAACGAGCUCAAGAGGUUCAAGCUGGAGGAUCCCGUUCUACACUCCAAGAAAGUAAACGGACACGGAAACGGAAACGGAAACGGAAACUCACGUUGUUCUACAUUCACCGUCAACACCACCAUUGUCGAAAUGCUCCAGGGCAAAUUCGGGAGACACCAUCCCCACCAAAUUCCUAGGUGGUCGGACUGCGAUUGCAAAUACUGCACGAGUUGGAUCUCUUCCUCAUCCUCUCCUCACAACAACCCCAAUGCCAAAGCCUCACUCUUUGUAAACUCCCAUUUCCCCACCACAGAUGGUGAAGCAGGAGAUGACGUGGUGUUCAUACACGGGUUCAUUUCAUCGUCGUUGUUUUGGAGUGAGACGGUGUUCCCGAACUUAUCUAGCGCGGCUAAGUCGAGUUACCGGUUAUUCGCGGUUGAUCUUCUUGGGUUCGGGAGGAGUCCAAAGCCGAGCGAGUCAAUGUACACGUUAAGGGAGCAUUUAGAGAUGAUAGAGAGAUCCGUUUUGGAGGCCCAUAACGUGAAAUCCUUCCACAUUGUGGCCCAUUCCUUGGGUUGCAUUUUGGCACUCGCACUUGCUGUCAAACACCCCCAUUCCGUCAAGUCACUCACCCUGCUUGCUCCACCAUUCUACCCGGUGCCGAAAGGUGAAGCGCAGGCCACACAAUACGUGAUGAGAAAAGUUGCUCCGAGGCGCGUGUGGCCACCCAUGGCGUUUGGCGCGUCGUUGGCGUGCUGGUACGAACACAUAUCGAGAGUGAUUUGUUUGCUUAUCUGCAAAAACCACCGUAUUUGGGAAUUUUUAGCCAAACUCAUCACUCGAAACAGAGUGAGGACGUUCUUGCUGGAAGGGUUCUUCUGCCACACACACAAUGCAGCGUGGCAUACCCUACACAACAUCAUAUGUGGAACUGCUGCUAAAAUUGGAACCUAUUUAGAUGCUGUGAGAGAAAACCCAAAGUGCAAAGUGACAAUCUUCCAUGGGAGAAACGAUGAAGUGAUACCAGUAGAAUGCAGCUAUGAGGUUCAGAAACGGAUUCCACGUGCAAAAGUGAGAGUUAUCGACAACAAAGACCACAUAACUAUUGUUGUUGGAAGACAGAAAGCCUUUGCUCGAGAGCUUGAAGACAUUUGGAACAGCACCAACCACAACUAGAUAAAUAUUAAUAUAUAUGGAUGGAUAUAUAUACAUAUAUAAUUAUAUAAUUAUGCUGCAUGUCGUGUCAAUGCUCUUACGACCAGUCGUAACUACUAGAUUAAAUUUCUGCUUAAAGUUUCCCUGUGCCAACUCAAGUGUUGUUGUAUCUUUUCCUGUAACAAACAAAUGUGUCUAUUUAACAAGUUUGGGUGUUUGGAUC
Molecule: messenger RNA, 2068 nt
Organism: Vigna unguiculata (cowpea)
Lineage: Eukaryota; Viridiplantae; Streptophyta; Magnoliopsida; Fabales; Fabaceae
Product: putative lysophospholipase BODYGUARD 3
Source: RefSeq, a predicted model, not a curated record